Molecule: messenger RNA, 1560 nt
Organism: Cyphellophora europaea CBS 101466
Lineage: Eukaryota; Fungi; Ascomycota; Eurotiomycetes; Chaetothyriales; Cyphellophoraceae
Exons: 5
Coding region: 1-1560 (519 amino acids)
Source: RefSeq, a predicted model, not a curated record
AUGGAAUGGCGCCCACAGUGGGACAUCGACCAACGCGAGCCAGCUUGGGCCAGCAGUACCGCCGGUCAAAAUUGGCACAAUCCCUUCGGUGACCAGAAGUACCUCUGGGGGAACACUCCUGCUAUCGACAUCCUUCACUUGGAAGAACACGAAGGAGCCGACCAUCAGGAUAAUGUAAAGCUACUGUUCGCUGCUUCGGGAGAUCUUCGGAAUGUUGUUAAAACAGUCGAAGCCGUGCCUACCACAUUCGCUGGUCGAGUUUUAUCUUGCAUCAACGACCAAGAAUUCCUAGUUGUGGCUCGGAAUGUUUGUCUAUUGCUGUUCGCACUGGGUAUGCAGCAUGAGCGACAGGAUCCUCAGCCUUCAGAGAUGGAGGACGAUGCAGAAGCUCUCAUUCAUUUGUGGUACUCAGCAUUUCUACCAGCGGACGUGCUAUCUCUCUUUCAGACUCGUGUGCUGCCCAUGAUAGGAGACGUCUGUGAUCGGAUCACCAGUGGUGAAGAGGAAUCAACUCUGGGUCAAACAUGGCACUUUCCAUCUGGAGCCACCCUGAAGCUCGUUCUCAUGACGAACGAGUGGGUUGCUUUGCGAGAUUUUCUCAGUAAUCCCCCGGAAUUAUCGCGGAAAGAUGCACAUCGACUACGCGCUGCAGUAUACUUUGCGCCGGAGCGGGAAGAUUACCGUCAUCGUUGGUAUUUCAACGACGAAACACCUUUCAUGCGGAUCGCCAAACAGCGUUUCCGCGAGGAUGGCCUGUUGCUGCCAUUUGGCCAUCCGCGUGGCACAUUUACUGAGCCUAACCCGCUACUCUUCACAUCAUCCCAAAAAUGGCCAAUGGAUGACAAAGCCGAUCCCUUGACUGGCUGGUCAGUCUGGGAUGUGCAUCGCGUUUCAUCUGCUGCGUCGCAGGAUGCCUACGGCAAGCUCUUCAAACAUCUUCGGGGCGUUAUACUCAGCUUUCUCAAACAUAUCAAUACCGGGAAGGCCGACUUCGAAAUUUACUGCCUGGAUAUAAAAAACUUAUCGGCGCAUCUUACAUCCAAUGCGUACAACAGAAUAGAGGUGCCCAAUGUAUCUGACGCAGGAUAUUUGGGCAUCCGAGCAACCGUUCAAGCCUUGGCUCCUCUACUUCAACCGCGUCACCAGAAUCCACACGCGACUCUUAUAACGCUUUUCCUAAACGCGGUUAUGGAAGUUGUCAAGAUGGGCGACGAAAGAGACUCAGCCGCUGGAAUAGCAAACCUUUCUGGCUAUUUACCAUUUCCCCAGCUCCUUCCAGCUCCUUCAAGCAACGACCCGUUUUUACUGCGUCUCUGGGACGCUCGAAGCCUUGUCCUGGAAGCGACCAAAUACUUUGAACAAUACGAGAGGGUUCAUCGUUUUGACCAGGUCGCCCGCGACUUAAACGUCAAGAAAGUCAAAAAUCAUAUCACCGAGGCCUGGCCAACAAGACUGAAGCUUCGUAAGGGGCAGACGGGGUACAAGGAAGAGUUUAACGUCCUGUUGGGCUCCAAUCUAUCUGGCCUUGAACAUUACGUUGAGUGGCAGAGAUACGACUGA